Molecule: messenger RNA, 582 nt
Organism: Chara braunii
Lineage: Eukaryota; Viridiplantae; Streptophyta; Charophyceae; Charales; Characeae
Source: the annotation of a GenBank genome assembly
GAGAGAGAGAGAGAGAGAGAGAGAUGAGUGUCAAUGUGCGGCUGUGGCGUCCGGCUGCACAGCGGGGAGUUAGAAAUGGCUUUUCGAUGAUUGAGGGGGCGCGAUUAAAAUGGGAGGAGGCUUCGUCGCGAGGUUUGGCAGCAGCCACAGGGAUUGUCAAUGCUCAUCUAUCGGGGAGGUACCUCGGCCAGUGGGAUCUUGGUGUACUGUCAGAUCUAGAGGGUAUCCGAGAAUGCGCAGCAAAAAAGCUGCAAUGGCAACAGGGAACUUAUGCAGAAAAGCUUCAGGACGCCCUUGAGGACCUUGUGGCUUCUUUGGCCUCCAUGGAUGAGGCUGCAGCAUCAAUAAGGAUGUAUGUGAAUGAAAUUGACACUCCAUCUAAGGGCAGCCCCUCUCCUUUGGGAGAAAAUAGAAAUGAAAAUGUUAUUCCAGUGUAUGGUGCCUUACCCCUUUCCGCGUUUGAGAACUGGGCGAGGGAGACGGUCGAUAUGUUUCAUCGAGAGCUGAAAGUGAAGAUUCACCAAGCAAGAGUCAUGUCUCAAAGGUAGGAGUCACGUGUCCUAAUGAAAAGUCAUAUUGAAG